Aspergillus steynii IBT 23096 is the source of this 2910-nucleotide messenger RNA. RefSeq lists its product as uncharacterized. The annotation marks the transcript as partial. NCBI's taxonomy places the organism in Eukaryota, Fungi, Ascomycota, Eurotiomycetes, Eurotiales, Aspergillaceae. The transcript has 2 exons. The record is from RefSeq and is a predicted model, not a curated record. Gene Ontology annotation, molecular function: protein binding.
CAUGAACCAGAGGUAGCUAAGUCCCUGUGGGACCGGGCCUAUGAUUCCCUGGAUCCGGCCCUGGUUGAAAAAUAUGAGAAACUGCUUUCCGCGAGGCUGCAGACCCCCAAUUUCGACAGUGUUGAGAAUAAAAUCGACUCUCAGAACACCAAAAGCCGCCAUGAUCAGAUGGCAAAGGUGACCGACAUCUGCCUCGAACGACUUGACGAAAAAGGCUUGAAAUACCACAUCGGCGGUCGCGAAUAUAGCCUGGAAGACCAGGUGGCCCAGACAGUCCAGCUGGUGCAGGGCAUGAAAAGCUUCAUCAGUGAAGCAGUCAGAGCGUCUCCUGAGGCAUCACUGGCCUGGACUGGUGUUUGCAUCAUCCUGCCGAUAUUCACUAACCCCAGCGAGGCAAAGCAAGCAAAUCAAGAAGGUUUCACAUACGUCACAUCUCGAAUGAAGUACUACGUCGCUUUGGAGAAGUUACUAUGGCCGGAUAACCGUAAGGACGAUGCAGCAGGAGUAGAGCAGGUUCGAACUGAGCUCGAGAAAACCAUCGUCAAUCUUUAUAAGCUUAUUCUCAAUUUCCAAAUAAGAACCGUCCUACGGUGCUAUGGAAGACGGAGUUUGACCUUUGUUCGCGACCUGGUGCAAUGGGAUGGUUGGAACGGGAUGAUAGGUGAAAUCAAGAAGCUUGAAGACAGCAUUCACAGGGAUUCCAAGCAGCUCAACCAGUACACAUCUAGAAAGAUGCUUGAGAAUAUGGAGGGCUCCAUGAGCAAAUACGUUACCCUCAUGACGAAUCUGGAAAGCGUAUCUGAGCAACAACUGGAAGUCAACAAGCAGCAACUCGCAUUGCAUGAGCGGAGGGAGAAGAGGGACGAAUCUGACCAGGAAUCGAAAUGCCACCAGCUAUUCCGACUAUCCCGUGAUGAUAAGGAUAACUCAUACGAGUGGUACAAGAAAAUGGUCGAAAAUCCAAUAGACGGGACGUGCAAUUGGUUCUUGACAAGGGAAGAGUUUCAGUCCUGGGAGCAGCAACAGACGGGACUUUUGAUAGUUUCUGCCGACCCUGGAUGCGGAAAGUCUGUUCUUUCUAAAUACCUCAUCGACAAAAGGCUACCUGGGUCAUCGACAGUCUGUUAUUUCUUCUUCAAAGAACAGCUGCAGAACACAGAAAAGCAGGCGUUAUGCGCAUUACUGCACCAGCUCUUUUCGCAAAAGCCUGAGCUCAUCCGACAUGCAAUGCCAGAAUAUCGCCGGAAUGGCAGCCAGCUUGUGAAUGUAACGUCAGCUCUAUGGGAUAUUCUAUGGAACGCAACAAACGACCCCGACGCAGGUUCACUGGUAUUUGUUCUCGACGCCUUGGACGAGUGCAAUGACGAGGAGAGAGCCGACCUGAUUGAAAGCCUGAACCGCACUUUCAGCAACAAUUCUCAGUCUCCUGGGAAGUCGAAAUUUCUUUUAACUACGCGCCCAUAUUCUGAGAUAAUCUCCAGAUUUGACGGACUCCUAGACAAGUUCCCCCACAUUCACAUACCGGGAGAAAGUCAGUCAUCGAUGAUCAGUGAGGAGGUAAAUCGUGCUAUAGGCCACAAGGUUGAACAGUUGACAAAGCUAAGCACGAAGAAUAAACAAUAUCUCAAAGAGAGAUUACUUGCCGUCGAAAACCGGACGUACCUCUGGGUCAGUCUGGUGAUCGAAUUCAUCAGAACUCGACGGAUUCGGAACACCAAGGACGGAGUCUCUAAUGCUCUCAAUAACCUUCCAAUGAGCGUAUAUGAAGCAUAUGAGAGUAUCCUCAGCAAGUCUGACCGCGGCGACGAUGUCUUCGUUGUCAAAGCCCUGAACUUGGUCCUGGCAGCCGUCAACCCACUUAGUCUGACCGAAAUGAAUGUUGCGAUGGGUAUGAAUGCUUCAACAAAGUCGAUGGAUGAGCUCGAUCUCGAAGAUGACAAAGACUUCAAAGCUUCGCUGAGGGACAUGUGCGGGCUCUUCAUUUCUAUUUGCGACGACAAAGUCUACUUUAUCCACCAAACGGCGCGAGACUUUCUUCUGAAGAAACAGCCGGAGCCAUUGAAGUCCGGUCGCUCUUAUUGGAAUGGCACUCUGAGCUUGCAACGGGCCCAUCUUGAUCUCGCAGAGAGUUGUAUCUUCUACCUUGAUUCCGACGCGGCGCUGAAGAAUCGCGAAUUCUCUCAGUACGCGACGCGCAACUGGAUUCAUCAUCUACGCGAGUCCCAGAAGGAACCUCAAGGAGAGUUCAUGUCUUCCGUGUUGAACAUCUGCGAUCCAAACUCCAAUGUUCAUGCACGCUGGCCGGCCUUGAUGGGAGAUCUGACCCCAAUUUGCAAUAAGAAUGCAUUAUGGACAGCCGUGUGCCUCCAAUUGGGUAACGUUGUUAAAUGUCUUGCCAAAAGGAAAGACGUAGACUUCGAAGCGAAGCACUUUGGGGAGUGCACACCGUUGGCGUAUGCUGCACAAGAAGGUUAUGAGGACAUCGUUCGAAUUCUGCUUGAAUCUGGGAGGGUCCGAGUGAAUGUGAGAGCUGCGCAUCGACAGACACCCCUUAUACUCGCACUCAAGAAGGAAAAAGCAGGAGUCGCGACUCAAUUGCUGAACACACGCGGUGUUGACCUUAACGCGAGAGAUGAAAGCGGCCGGUCUGCCUUGUCAUGGGCUGCCAUGAGGGGCUAUGUUGAUGUCGUGCAAUUUCUCUUGACUUCCGAGAAUGUGGAUACGAACACGACGGAUCGGAAUGGGAAGACUCCACUUUUCUGGGCCGUUCUCCAAGACGAGGUCCUUGUCGUCAAAUUCUUGCUGCAGUCACCUGAAGUCGAUCCCAACAUCAAGGAUAGAAGGGGAAGAACUCCUUUAUCAUGGGCGACCGAGAACGGACAAGGAGCCAUAAUCGAAUUGUUGUUGGAC